AUGAACGUGGGUAAUGCAGGACAACAGCUCGGACUCACGCAAGCUCAAAUUCAGCAAUUGACGCAACUCGGUCUCACCGUGUCGCAAAUUGGAUCGAUGGCCGGAAUACCUGGAAUCAAUGGAAUGACUAAUUCGAUUGUACAAGCACAACCUGGGACGAAUCAAGUGGUUGCACCGUUGGUACCGCCAACUGCCGUUACUGCUCAACCGCUCGUUCAUCCGCAUGCGCCACCAACACCGGCUGUUCACGUUGUUCAACCUCAUCCCAAUCCGGCUCACGUUUCCGCUUCUCUUCCGACACCUCAUCCGCAAGCGUUGCAACAGCUUCAACAACAUGCGAUGCAACAAGCUCAAUUUGCGCAACAGCUUCAACAAGCUCAAAUAGCCAAUGCUGCUGCCGUGGGUCCGAAUCCGCCGUGUCCACCUCCGCCAAUUGGCAUACCAUCGAUGCCUUGGCCAAUCUCGACUCCAGUCUGUCAUGUGCCGUUCUUUGACAUUAAUUCGUACCGUUCGGUGAAUAUCGAUGUUCCGCCGAGUCAUGACGCUUCUGGAAUGGAUUUGCCGCUUACCGAUAUCACGACGCUCAGGUUCUUCUUCAAUCUUGGAGUUCAGCAAUCGAGAAAUCUCAUAUCGGCUAGAUCGCAGCAACAACAACAACAUCAAGCGGCCGCUGCGGCGGCUGGUAUCGUUGCUCCACAAAACCCGAAUUUUGCUGAAACGCUCAAUCUUGCCCAACAAUCAGGACUUCUACAAUUGGUUCAACAAAUGAACCCGCAGAAUUCGAAUAUUGAACAGCUGACGAAUCUGAUCAAUCAACAUGCUAUGCUUAGACAAGCUCAGCAACUGCAAGCAAUUCCUGCCGGCGGUCAGCCAAAUGUUCAAAAUUCAAUGCAGCAACAGAUGAUGCAGCAACACAUGAACGGUCUCAUGAACGCGCAGCGGAAUCAGCAACAAAUCCAGAAUCAAAUGCUUCAACAACAAAUCACGGCGAUGGUGCAGCAGCAGCAUCAGCAGGCGAUGAUUCAGCAACAGCAGCAACAACAGCUACAGCCUCAGCAACAACAAACUCAGCAGCCGCAGGCGCAACAAACUCAGUCUGGAAUUUCUGCAUCCAUUCCUGCACCAGCGCCAACCCCAUCUGCUCAGUCAUCUCAAUCUACAGCUGAACGGAAACAAACUCAAACAGAGUUGGCUCAAACCGCUGGACCGGCUCCAGCUCAAACUCCAGUGACAUCGGUCACUAAUAAUAAUUCAUCGUCGUCCCAGAUGGCUUCUAACCAUGUGAGCUCGUCGACAACCUUGACCACCACUACAUCGUCGUCAGCAAAUGCUUCGUCUUCGACUACCAACUCGACGUCAAAUGCUCAAAUCACGUCGCAGAUUUUUAACAAACCUUUUGAUCAUCAUGCAUUCCUUCUUCAGCAAGCAUUGCAAGCUGCUAGCGCUGCUAAUGCUAGUGCUGCUAACAAACCAAGCCUUCAUGAGAUUCGUCUCCAGGCUCUUGCUCAACAACAGCAAGGACAGAGCACGUCUUCUGGAUCGUCGGGAGCUACAACAUCUUCUGGAAUGCAUCCAUUCAUUCGACCAACUGAAGCUGUUAAGCAGAUGAGCAGCAGCGACUCGACAACUUCGCCGCGCCCAAUUCCAAUUGAUCCAAGUCCACCAAGAGGUGCCGUCGCUUCAAGCAGCGGUGAAGGAACUAGUGGCGAUUCGCAGUCGUCGUCGGGAAAUGAUGAGACGCGCCCAAUGGUGAAUCCUAUUGGAAUCGCCAACCCAAUGGCGUUUGCUAGAACCGCAUCGAGUGGUGCAAGUGGAAGUGGAACUACAAGCGGAGCCUCCGUUGUUUCCAGUAUUCCGUCAAUCAUUCAACUCUCCGAGGAUAAUUUUACUGAUGCCUUCAGCAAGGCUGAGCAAAAAAAAGUUGCUCAAUUGACUGCCGCUCAAGAGGCUGCUAAGCAAGCUGCUUUAGAUGACCAACAAGAAGACAAGCCAGCGCUUGCCCCAAUUUUGAUGAUGUCAUACUUAAACACGUGCAUGAGUCAGGCGAAAACUCAACUAAAUGCUAAUGGGGUUCAAGUUGGAGUGGAUGAUAACGGCCAUAUCAUCGAUUUCUCCUCCCGUCCGGUGGAUCCAAUCUUCAAAGAUGCUCGCGAAGAGUUGGCUCGUCAACGCGACUUCCGUGUUGAGCGCACAUCGCCAAAACGGCCACAUGGAGCCCAUUCGCUGGCAGCGAAUCAGCCGUCUUCAAGCCGACUUUCACCGGCUAGACCUUCUGGCUCACCCAAGAAUGAUUCACCAUCACGUAGCUUGCCGCAGCAGAAUCCACUGGGAAUCAACCGGCCGCAACGGAAAUCAGCCAUCAAUUCCAGAAUCGCUGAUGCGGUAGCCAUUCGAACUCCAGAAACUGAGCAAGAGCCAAUUAUCAACGUUGUUGGCCAAGAGGACGAUAAUGAAGAGGACAACUCAUCAGGAAAGCGUCUCCGCAUGACCGCCGAUGAAGAGUAA
This is a messenger RNA of Caenorhabditis bovis, 2505 nucleotides long. NCBI's taxonomy places the organism in Eukaryota, Metazoa, Nematoda, Chromadorea, Rhabditida, Rhabditidae. The record is from the annotation of a GenBank genome assembly.